This is a messenger RNA of Colletotrichum truncatum, 342 nucleotides long. RefSeq lists its product as uncharacterized. NCBI's taxonomy places the organism in Eukaryota, Fungi, Ascomycota, Sordariomycetes, Glomerellales, Glomerellaceae. The record is from RefSeq and is a predicted model, not a curated record.
AUGAAGUUCAUCAUUUCAUACAUCAUGGCCGCCCUCCUUUUCGGGCUCGGGCUCGCCCAGCAAGGCAAUAUUCAAUGCCAAUGCAAAGCGCACCUCACCAACUCAGCCACCAGAACCGGAGGUCUCCGACUCUGCAGCCAGAAGGGCGGCAUUUUGAGUGAGGACAAGGAGCUCUGCACCAGGCUCCCGGAGAAGUUCACGGACGCGGACUGCAAGACUUUGGGAGAUUCUUUCUUUGCGAGCUGCGGAUCCGCUCGCUCGGAGCUGAAGAGGGGUAUCUAUAAGCGCGAGGUCGUGCCGUUGUCGACGAGACCGAUGGUGAGGAGAUUGUCCAACUUUUAA